Hyla sarda is the source of this 2690-nucleotide messenger RNA. RefSeq lists its product as uncharacterized. NCBI's taxonomy places the organism in Eukaryota, Metazoa, Chordata, Amphibia, Anura, Hylidae. The transcript is spliced from 6 exons. The coding region runs from base 636 to 1184 and encodes 182 amino acids. The record is from RefSeq and is a predicted model, not a curated record.
CUGUGGCGUCAUCCAGGUCCUCUGCGAGAAAUGCACAAUAUGACGGGAGACGACGCAACUACCGCAACAAAGCAAACACAAGAAAUGAAAGGCAGGAGAGAGUCAACACCAGGAGCAACGACACUAACCGUAAGCGGUAAAAGAUCUGCAAUUAUUCGCACGGAAAUUAAUUUUUAAGAAACUGUUUCAUCCCUCCCCUAUACAAGCACCUUUAUCUUCAGCUCAGGCACCAGCAUCUCCCAAUACGACUGCAGAAACUGAGGCACUACAAGCUCUUCAAGAUCUCCUAGAAGAACAGGAUACAUCAAAUACGGAUAUGUGGACCACUUUCUAAAACCCCUUGUUGAGUCUCUACCAUCUCAUGUCAAGGAUACCACAGAUAUCCUAAAAAGAAUGGACGAUGUUCAAUUGGACAACGAAACCCUUCUGGUCACCUGUGAUGUGGAAGCUCUGUAUACAUCAAUCAGACACACGGAUGGAUUGGCGGCAACCCAAUUUUACCUAAUGAUGUCGGAUUUAGACCCAGAACUGAGGCACGGCAGAAGAGUUGUCCACGUUUAUGACAUAUCUGAAUACUAAUGAACUAAACAUAAAAUUGACCUAUAAAUGGGGGAGGUCGAAAAUGGAGUUCCUGGAUGUAUUGUUUGAUGUUGACCAAGAUGGUUAUAUCUCAACAGAUGUGUAUCGCAAAAAAACCUCUACCAAUACUCUUCUUCACGCUUCCUCUUCUCACCCCCAUGCACUUGUCUCCAAUAUCCCGACAGGUCAGUUCCUGCGAAUCCGACGGAUUUGUUCCACGGAUGAACACUUUGAAAAACAGGCUAAUGAUCUAUCUCUACGCUUUCAGGAACGGGGAUAUCAAGAAAGGGAUAUCACCAGAGGCUAUGCACGAGCUAAGGAUACACCACGAGGCAAUCUGCUUACCCAGUCCAAAAGGAAAAAGGGAAAUGACCAGAGAAUUCCGUCGGAGAAUACGGGAACAUGUCCUAGGAAUUGAAGCAGCCAAGGAGGAAAUAGAUCUACAGAAGCUAAAAACCAUACCCCGCCACUUUCGUCAGUACCAUGAUUGCAACAGCACCCUCUUCAAGGGUUUCAAAAUUGGUCCCGUAUCCAAAAGAGUCUGGAAAUUUGAAGAGAGCAUUGAUGACCAUCAGCAGCAAAGCACUUGUCACUUUAUUGAGUAGAGCCACCAGUAAUCGGGUACUAUAGGAAUUAUUGUUAUACAUAGUAUUGUUGAAUAAAAUUAUUGAUAUAUAUUCCUCUGUCUUUGGAGGUGUUGAUUAACAGUCGUUUUGUCUGAUACACUUCGACAUAUAUACAUACAGCCACUAAUUAUCUAAUUUUUAUACAUAAUAAAUGUUUAUAUUGUUCAUACACCUUUAGUACACGAUAGGCUAUGGGGUACAUCACUUCUCCCAUUUAACACCACUAACACCUAAGUUCGCACAUAUACUAUUUGUAUUUACUAUAUAAACUACUUUUAUAUAUGUCAAUCAUUCACUAUACACCUUAAUAAAUCACAUAUCUUCACUUAUACACACUUAUCACUUAAACCCCCUUUUUUUCGCUUCUAUUAGCGAAGAAUUCAGUCAGCAACAUAGCAACAUUAGGUUCAUUAUCUUGUAUGUGUCACCUUUUUUGCACUGUUUUUUUCACUUUUUUCACAUUUUCCUUUGCAUGUCUCACUUAUAUUCACUUGCACUUUUGUGGCACUUUUCACUAUUUUAUUAUAAUUAAUGAAAAACAUGAAAAGUAUUAUUUUUUUUCAAAAAAUAUUUUUCCCCUGCAAUAGGGAUUGAACCCCCUAUGGGGUUGGUGUGUGUACAUGCCUGACCGCUGCACUGCCUCCACUCUAUGAGCGGCCUUGAUAUAUCUUGUAGUCUGACACAUGCAUACAUACACGGUGCGCUCCCUCCCGAGCUUUGUCCUCUGUAUUUUCUUAUUCUCUUUUUCCCUAUUUUUUGUUUUUAAUGGCGCCUCUCUUCUCCAUCUUCCACUACCUGAUUAUUUCAGGCACGAUAUGCCUUGAUAUCCGCUCGUGUCUUUUCGGAUCCUAAUACCUUUAUUCUUGGUGCGCACCGCGCAUGCGCGGGUUAUUCCCUCUGUCUCGCGGGAUGACGAUGGUGGACGCACCUUGUCAUCGCGCACGCGCGAUGCGCACCAAGAUGGCGCCAGAUACCGGGACCAUGUCACCGAUCCAGGUGAACUAUAUUGUAAUUAUUUACCUAUAGAUCCCUAUUGGCUGGUAUGUUGUAUAUAUACCCCCACAAACUAGACUAGGUCAUACUCCCUGAGGAAGCCAAACGGCGAAACGACGUUGGGGUACUGGUGUUGUGUAGGUAGGUACACUGUCUAUGUCUUCCAGCCUGUGCUCUGUGAGUGGGGAAGUUCUCUGGGAAUGCUUAUCCACUGUGCUUUAAUUGCACAUCUUUACUUUCCUUUCCCCUUUCUCCUGACCACUCGCUGGAGGCUAUAUAUGCAGUGACCUUCUUUUCUAGGUUAGGUUUGCUUUGUGGUGCAAUUCUUUAUAGGACUGUGAUGUAUAACUUAUAAUUAUUGUUAUACUGGUGGCUCUACUGUAUAGUUAAGAAUAACUAUGUCAUAUUUUGCACCUCUGUAGCCAUACUAACCAAUAAUAUAUUACCUGCCUUAUCAACUCCUUUUUUGUCUGGCUAUACUGUCCCUUUUAA